CAGAGGGGGCACGUCCGCGCCUGCGCAUCUCGCGCGUGUGCGUCUGGGUGGUCGAGUGGUCUCUUCGGGUCUGUCAAUGGGCUCCGCGGCCUAGCGCCCGGUCCCUGCCGCCAGUGAUCGCGCGCCGAGGCCCGCGAGGGGUCGCCGCCGAGGGCUCCCUACUGCGCCCAGCUUCCCACCAGCCGGCCGGCCAGAGCAUGGCGGCCAUCCCCUCCGGCGGCUCGCUCGUGGCCACCCACGACUACUACCGGCGCCGCUUGGGCUCAGCUUCCAGCAGCAGCUCCUGUGGGAGCACCGAGUGCCCUGGAGAAGCCAUCGCCCACCACCCGGGUUUGCCCAAGGCUGACCCGGGUCACUGGUGGGCGAGCUUCUUUUUCGGAAAGUCCACGCUCCCGUUCAUGGCCCCAGUUGUGGAGUCCCCAGAGCACCCCGAAGCUCCCCAGGCCUCCAGAAACAUGACCACCAGUGGCCUAGCCCUAGAAGCCAUGAGGAAGCAGCCCUGCGGCCAGCCCAGUGCUGGGCCCCCAUCCUGACAUGAGCCCUGAGCCACAGCCACCAACUCUGCAACCAGGCUGCAGGACACCAGAGAGAAGAUAGUUCUCAGACGGCAGAGGCAGCCAGAGCCCCGGCUUGUACUGCCCACGGGCACACACAGCUUUCCUGGCACCCUGUAACUCUUCACCUUGCACCAAGUGGCAAAUAAAUUCCAAGCAGCCAGCAA
Molecule: messenger RNA, 721 nt
Organism: Otolemur garnettii (small-eared galago)
Lineage: Eukaryota; Metazoa; Chordata; Mammalia; Primates; Galagidae
Gene: PPDPF
Product: pancreatic progenitor cell differentiation and proliferation factor
Exons: 5
Coding region: 198-533 (111 amino acids)
Biological process (GO): cell differentiation; multicellular organism development
Source: RefSeq, a predicted model, not a curated record